Molecule: messenger RNA, 573 nt
Organism: Penicillium verrucosum
Lineage: Eukaryota; Fungi; Ascomycota; Eurotiomycetes; Eurotiales; Aspergillaceae
Product: DUF967 domain protein
Exons: 2
Coding region: 1-573 (190 amino acids)
Biological process (GO): post-translational protein targeting to endoplasmic reticulum membrane
Cellular component (GO): TRC complex
Source: RefSeq, a predicted model, not a curated record
AUGGCACUUUCCGCACCAAGCACAGACCCCAAAGUCCUAAUCGCACAAGAAACAAGCACAGACCAAAUCUUCCCCAAGUUCACAGCAGACACCGCCUGGCAACUCGGAAAUGCACUGAGGGACCGAAUCCUCCGCCUCCCGGAGGGCCAACGCAAGCCCGCCCUGGUCUCCAUUGCGCUCAGCGGGGGCGCCCCACUCCACGUGGUGUUCCAGUCUGCGACAGAGAGCGGCACGAUCCCAGACAACGAGAACUGGGUGCGACGGAAGCGCAACACCGUGCUCCGGUUUGGGAUCUCGAGUUGGGCUAUGAGACGGAAGAUGGUUAGUGGGCUUGCGGCUGGUGCGUCGGCGAACGAUGUCGAGGCGGCUUUUGUUAGCAAGUAUGCUGUGCCGAGUGCUACUGGGGGUUCUGUUGCGGAUGAAUAUGCUAUCCAUGGUGGUGCGUACCCGAUUCGCGUGCGUGGUGUUGAUGGGAUUAUUGGGGUUGUUGUUGUUAGUGGGUUGAAGCAGGAGGAUGAUCAUCAGGUCGUUGCGGAGACUAUUCAGGCGUUCGUGGCUCAGCAAGCGAAAUAG